This is a messenger RNA of Vigna umbellata (rice bean), 498 nucleotides long. The record is from RefSeq and is a predicted model, not a curated record. NCBI's taxonomy places the organism in Eukaryota, Viridiplantae, Streptophyta, Magnoliopsida, Fabales, Fabaceae.
GGCGCGCUCAUUGCGAACCCUAAUUGCUCCACCAUUAUUUGCUUGAUGGCUGCUACCCCUCUUCAUCGACGAGCUAAGGUGUUACGAAUGGUUGUCAGUACCUAUCAGGCUGCCAGUGGUGCUGGUGCUGCUGCAAUGGAAGAGCUCGAGCUGCAAACUCGUGAGGUGUUGGAAGGAAAACCACCCACGUGUAAAAUAUUUAAUCGACAGUAUGCUUUUAACUUAUUCUCGCACAAUGCAUCUGUUCUUUCAAACGGAUAUAACGAAGAAGAAAUGAAAAUGGUUAAGGAGACAAGGAAAAUAUGGAAUGACAAGGACGUUAAAGUAACUGCCACAUGCAUACGAGUUCCUGUUAUGCGGGCUCAUGCUGAGAGUGUGAAUCUUCAAUUUGAAAAUCCACUUGACGAGGUACUUCAUGCUGUCAUGCUGUGUUGUUAUGCCUUUGCCAAACUUUUAGUUGAUUUCUUUAGGGGUACCAUAUCCGAGUAGAUAAUUGUA